UGGAGGACAGGGCGGGGUCACCCAGUCAGGGGUGCCUCUUUAAAGCGCCCUCACCGGGGCUGCUGCAGCCAGACCCUGCUGCCCUCACCAUGAGUCCCAGACAGCCUGUGGUCCUGGCACUCCUCGCGCUGGGCUGCUGCUUUGCUGCCCCUCGCCACCAGCCCACCGUCGUGGUCUUCCCCGGAGAGCUGAGAAGCAGGCUCACCGACCGGCAGCUGGCAGAGGAGUACCUGUACCGUUAUGGUUACACCAAGGCAGCUGGCAUCCACCGAGGGAACCAGGCGUUUCCUGCAGCAUUGCUGCGCCUGCAGAAGCAGCUGGCCCUGCCGCAGACGGGUGAGCUGGACAGCGCCACCCUGGACGCCAUGCGAGCCCCGCGCUGCGGAGUCCCGGAUGUGGGCAGAUUCCAAACUUUCGAGGGUGACCUCAAGUGGCACCACCACAACAUCACAUAUUGGAUUCAGAACUACUCGGAAGACCUGCCGCGCAACGUGAUCGACGACGCGUUUGCCCGCGCCUUUGCGCUUUGGAGCGCGGUGACGCCACUCUCCUUCACCCGCGUGUACAGCCGCGACGCAGACAUCGUCAUCCAGUUUGGGGUCGCGGAGCACGGAGAUGGGUACCCUUUCGACGGCAAAGAUGGACUCCUGGCACACGCCUUUCCCCCAGGCCCCGGCAUCCAGGGAGAUGCCCACUUCGACGACGAGGAGCUGUGGACCCUGGGCAAGGGCGUCGUGGUUCCUACCUACUUUGGCAACGCCGACGGCGCCCCCUGCCACUUCCCCUUCACUUUCCAGGACCGCUCCUACACCACUUGCACGGCAGACGGCCGCUCCGACGGCAUGCUCUGGUGCAGUACCACGGCCAACUACGACAGCGACCAGCGCUUCGGCUUCUGCCCCAGCGAAAGACUCUACACCCAGGAUGGCAAUGCGGACGGCAAGCCCUGCCACUUCCCCUUCACCUUCCAGGGCCGUAGCUACUCGGCCUGCACCACUGAUGGCCGUUCCGACGGCUACCGCUGGUGUGCCACCACAGCCAGCUACGACCAGGACAAGCUCUACGGCUUCUGCCCAACCCGAGCCGACUCUACGGUGAUCGGGGGCAACUCGGCUGGGGAUCUGUGCGUCUUCCCCUUCGUUUUCCUGGGCAAGGAGUACUCGAGCUGCACCAGCGAGGGCCGCAAGGAUGGGCGCCUCUGGUGUGCCACCACGUCCAACUUCGACAGCGACAAGAAGUGGGGCUUCUGUCCUGACCGAGGGUACAGCUUGUUCCUUGUGGCAGCCCACGAGUUCGGCCACGCGCUGGGCUUGGACCACUCGACUGUGCCAGAGGCGCUCAUGUACCCCAUGUACCGCUACCUGGAAGGGUCCCCACUGCACGAAGAUGAUGUGGACGGCAUCCAGAAACUGUAUGGUCCUAACCCUGACCCCCAGCCUCGACCACCUGCCACCACCCCCCAACCACAGCCUACCACCACCACCCCCCAACCACAGCCUACAGCUCCCCCGACCAUCUGCCCCACUGGCCCCCCUACUGUGCGUCCCUCGGAGCCCCCCACCACCAGCCCCACCGGUGCUCCCUCAGCUGGCCCUACCGGGCCGCCCACGGCCGGCCCCUCAGCUGUGCCCACAGCGCCCUGGGACCCAGCUGAUGACGUCUGUGAAGUGGACAUCUUUGAUGCCAUUGCCGAGAUCGGAAACCAGCUGCUGGUCUUCAAGGAUGGGAGGUACUGGAAGUUCUCCGAGGGCAGGGGGCGCCAGUCGCAGGGCCCCUUCCUUAUCGCAGACACUUGGCCCGCAUUGCCCGCCAAGCUGGACGCCGCCUUUGAGGAGCCGCUCACCAAGAAGCUUUUCUUCUUUUCGGGCCGCCAGGUGUGGGUGUACUCGGGCGCAUCAGUGCUGGGCCCCAGGCGUCUGGACAAGCUGGGCCUGGGCCGGGAGGUGACCCAGGUCACUGGUGUCCUCCCGCGCAGCGGGGGCAAAGCGCUGCUGUUCAGCGGGCAGCGCUUCUGGAGGUUCGACGUGAAGAAGCAGACGGUGGAUCCCCGCAGUGCCACUCCCGUGGAGCAGAUGUUCCCAGGGGUGCCCUUGAACACACACGACAUCUUUCAGUACCAAGAGAAAGCCUACUUCUGCCAGGACCGCUUCUUCUGGCGUGUGAGUGCCCGCAGCGAGGUGAACAAGGUGGACCAAGUGGGCUACGUGAACUUUGACAUCCUGCACUGCCCUGAGGACUGAGACAGGGGGCCCUGCUACAGCAGCAUGGGCCGAGUCCCUGU
Messenger RNA from Ochotona princeps (American pika), 2281 nucleotides. RefSeq names its product matrix metallopeptidase 9 (gene MMP9). NCBI's taxonomy places the organism in Eukaryota, Metazoa, Chordata, Mammalia, Lagomorpha, Ochotonidae. Gene Ontology annotation, biological process: extracellular matrix organization; collagen catabolic process; proteolysis. The coding region runs from base 90 to 2240 and encodes 716 amino acids. Gene Ontology annotation, cellular component: extracellular matrix. Gene Ontology annotation, molecular function: metalloendopeptidase activity; zinc ion binding. The record is from RefSeq and is a predicted model, not a curated record. The transcript has 13 exons.